UGGCAGCCUCUUGUUCCAAUAACGUAUCUGGGCAGUCUCUUACCCUGUAGACAUUAUCUCCUGGAACCUGACGCUGGGGGAGAGGCGGAGGCGGCGUUUAGGGCAGCGGCGAGGGUGAAAUAAGGGCGUGAGGAGGGCGGGGAGUUGGGCGCGAGGGCGUGCAGUGAGGGGGUGGAAGGGGCCGAGCCGCGGCGCCCGAUCAAUAAUGAACGGCCCUCAGUCCCUCUCGGCGCGUCGCGGGGCAGACCACGGCCACGGAAAAUAAGAAUAUCCACCCCUAGAUACCCCCAUGUGUUGGCCCUCCGUAGCUGGCGUGGACUCCGGCGGGAGAUAUGGCCUUCCCUCGGGGUUGGUGAGGCGAUAGUGCCCCUGUGAGCGCGGGGAAGAGUGAGAGAGAGAGAGAAAAUGAUGGACCUUCCAGCGCCAUUACGAGGCUGAGAUUUCGCAGUGAAAUGAAACGGGGCUUUUAUCGUGUUCCCUCCCUGUCUGAACCUUACCGACGAUGAGCGGACGACCCAGGACGACCAGCUUCGCCGAUGCGAAUAAAGGGCCGCCCUCCGUAUCCUUCCCGGGGAUGAAAAUUAGCAGAUUGAGUCAUACACACACCUCUUCCUCCUCCUCUGGUAAGGAUGGGAACAAGAUCACAACAGUCAUUGCCACACCAGGCCAGGGCUCGGACCGGCCGCAGGAGGUGUCAUACAUGGACACGAAGGUCAUCGGGAACGGCAGCUUUGGGGUCGUGUUCCAGGCCAAGCUGUGCGAUACGGGGGAGCUCGUGGCCAUCAAGAAGGUGCUCCAGGACAAACGGUUUAAGAACCGAGAGCUCCAGAUAAUGAGAAGACUAGAACACUGUAAUAUAGUCAAGUUGAUGUAUUUCUUUUACUCCAGUGGUGACAAGAAGGAAGAGGUGUUCUUGAAUCUAGUUUUAGAGUUCAUCCCAGAGACAGUCUAUAAGGUAGCCCGGCACCACAGCAAGCAAAAACAAACUAUACCAAUCAGCUAUAUUAAGUUGUACAUGUACCAGCUGUUCCGGAGUCUGGCCUACAUCCACUCGCUGGGUGUGUGUCACCGGGACAUCAAGCCCCAGAACCUGCUCCUGGACCCAGAGACAGGCGUCCUCAAGCUGUGUGACUUCGGCAGCGCCAAGCACCUGGUGCGCGGGGAGCCCAAUGUGUCCUACAUCUGCUCCCGCUACUACAGGGCCCCGGAGCUCAUAUUUGGGGCCACGGACUACACCACGAAUAUUGACGUGUGGAGUGCAGGCUGCGUGUUGGCGGAGCUGCUACUUGGCCAGCCCAUCUUCCCCGGGGACUCAGGGGUGGAUCAGCUGGUGGAGAUCAUCAAGGUCCUCGGCACACCAACGCGGGAGCAAAUUAGGGAGAUGAAUCCAAACUAUACUGAGUUCAAGUUCCCUCAAAUUAAAUCACAUCCCUGGCAGAAGGCGUUGCUGACGAGAACAGCUGAUGCACCUAACCAUGAUAAAAAACACCAGAAGCUUAGAGUAUUCCGCCAGAGGACCCCCGAGGAUGCGAUCAACCUUGUGUCCCGCCUGCUGGAGUACACCCCCUCCGCUCGCAUCACUCCCCUUCAAGCCUGCGCACACAAGUUUUUCGAUGAGCUCAGGGAUCCAAACACACGGCUACCUAACAACAGGGAACUGCCACCGCUUUACAACUUUACUGAGCAGGAGAUCAAGAUCCAGCCGGAGCUGAACACCAAGCUCAUUCCCCCACACUACCGAGGUGAGGUGGCCAACAGCGGGUGGCGGCGGUGGCGGCGGCGGCGGCGGCUCCUCGGCCGUGGACUCGUCAGAGGGGGCCACCGCGGCUCCUGUCAAUGACAACUGAGGCCAACGACCCGACCUUGACCUGGCCGCUAGCCCCCCCGCCCCCCUGCCCCCCCCUUUGCCCCCCCUGCCGGGCCCAGCGUGUACAGAACCGGGGGGGGGGCAGGCCAGGAGGGGGGAGGGGGCUGCACCUCACUCCAGCUUGGCCACCACCCAGCCACCCCUGUGUAAAGUGUACAUACGUAUGUCAGAACAUUACUAGCGGAUGACCUCUCAGUCCCCCGACCCCCCCAUGGCCCCCAAAAAAAAGCCCCCUGACCCCCCAGAAGCCCCGGCCCCCCCACCACUAGCCCCCCAACCCCCGGAGGCGAUUUACUUGUUUUUUUGAAUUAGUUAGGAUGACAUGGUGUUUGUUUUGCACCGUUUGUAGGGCAAGCGAGGGGGUGCUGUUGUCCAUAUGUUCGUCUGUCACCCCCUCCACCGGCCUGCCUCCCCCCCCUCCCUACCUCUGCUGCCUCUCCCUCUCCCCUCUGCCUCUCCCUCUCCCAGCUAGAUCAUUCAGCCUGGUAGCAAGGGUUGUGGUUGUCAUCCCCUCUUGAGUUAGUGCCAAUGUUACUUCUUGUAGGCUCUCAACAUCACCACUACCACACCACCACCACCACCACCCCUCCCUGACCUCACCCAGCCCACCACCACCUUCCCCAUUCUUGUUUUUCUUCUUGUUAAGCCUUUUUGGGUGUUGAUACUUCUUUUUCCUCAUCUUUUUCUUUAGUGUUUUGUUUUUGUCUUUCCUUCUCUUUAUCAGGUUUUUGAUUCUUGUUUUCUUUCUCUUCCCCAGUCCUUUGUUUUUCUUCAUUUCCUGUCUUGUUUUUCUUCUUUUCCUUCUUUAUCAGUCUUUCAUUUUUUUCCUCAUCCUCUUCUGCAGUCCACUUUUCUCCUCUUCCUUUUCCCCCACUCCUUUAUUUCUCUCCUCUUCCUCUUCCCCAGUCUUUCAUUUUUAUUCUCUUCCCUCUUCAAUUUUUUUUAAUUUCUCUUCAUUAAACCUUCAUUGUUAAGCACUUUUCCUUCCUCUUUCUCUUUCUAGUCUUACCAAUCUUUCUUCUUCCUCUGUGUGAAAUCUGAAGUCUUAACACCUCCUCCUCCUCCUCCUCCUCCUCCUCCUCCUCCUCCUCCUCCUCCUCCUCCUCUUCACUGGGGAAUAUCAACAGCAAUGAGUUUCCAAGCUAAAACACACACACAAUCAGUCAAUCCUCCAUUUCUUUCCCUCUUUCAAUUUGUUGUUUGAAUGAAUGAGAAAAUCUGAAAACAAGCAUUUUUAAAACAUUUUGCAUCAUGUAGCUAUCAUUGCCUCUCCCAUCCCUGUCUCUCCUCCCCCCUACUCUCUCUCUCUCCCCUCCCCUCCCUCUAGUGUGAUAGUCCCCCUUGCCCCCCCCUCCUCCCUGCCCCCCCCCACACCCCAAGCAAGGUGACCUCCCCGCAUAAGGCAGUGUAAUGAUGACCUCACUGCUCCCAGAUAUAUUAAACAGGGGUCAAGAUAAGGAGUUUAGCAGUGACUUGUUUAUUUUCUUUACUGAUUACUGAAGUUUCAAGUUUGGAAUUUUGAUGUUUUUCUUUAAUUUUUUUAUUGUUAUUAUUAUUUUUAUUUGUUAUUUUACUUUUUCUCUUGUGAUCUUUCUUGUCUUCAUCUCUUUUUGACUUCCAUGUAUAUUUCUCUUCUCUUUCUCUCUCUUCUGCCUUUUUUUCAUUCACUUUGUCUUGUUUCUUUAUUUUUUACUCUCUCUCUCCCUCUCUCUUUAAACUUUCUUGUUCUUUCAUAUUUCUUUUCCCUUUCUUUGUUCUAUCACUUUUUCCUCUUCAUUUCUUUUUUGUCUUCUAUUUUCUCCUUUUCUUUGUUUUAUUUCUUUGCCUCUAUUCUUUUCCUCUCAUCUUUCUUUCUUUCAUUUUCUUUCUUUCUUUCUUUCUUUCUUUCUUUCUUCUUUCUUCUUUUCUUUCUUUCUUUCUUUCUUUCUUUCUUUCUUUCUUUCUUCCUUCCUUCCUGUACAUAGCAUUCAUUACUCACUCACCACACCUAGUACAACCUCUCUCUCUCUCUCUCUCUCUCUCUCUCUCUCUCUCUCUCUCUCUCUCUCUCUCUCUCUCUCUCUCUCUCUCUCUCUC
This is a messenger RNA of Scylla paramamosain (green mud crab), 3943 nucleotides long. RefSeq names its product glycogen synthase kinase-3 beta-like. The coding region runs from base 503 to 1840 and encodes 445 amino acids. Gene Ontology annotation, cellular component: cytoplasm; nucleus; cytosol. Gene Ontology annotation, biological process: negative regulation of canonical Wnt signaling pathway; signal transduction; protein phosphorylation. The record is from RefSeq and is a predicted model, not a curated record. The transcript has 10 exons. Gene Ontology annotation, molecular function: protein serine/threonine kinase activity; ATP binding. NCBI's taxonomy places the organism in Eukaryota, Metazoa, Arthropoda, Malacostraca, Decapoda, Portunidae.